AUGAAUAUGAGCUUCACUUUCUCGGUGAAUUCGGUGGUGGAGAUGAGGCGAAGGACAGACGGCGAUGCUGGAGAUGAGGUUGAAGGAAGAACAAUGUGCUUCGCAUUUAUUUUGGCCGAUAUUGGCGCGCAGACCCCUUUUUUUUAUAUUUUAAGAGAAAGAGAAUUAAUAUAUGAUUUAUUCAAAGCUGCUACCGGUAUGAAAAUGAUGCAUAAUUAUUUUCGUAUUGGAGGAGUAGCCGCCGAUCUUCCUUAUGGAUGGAUAGAUAAAUUUUUAGGUUUUUGUGAUUAUUUUUUAAUAGGGCUUACUGAAUACCAAAAACUUAUUACGCGAAAUCCUAUUUCUUUAGAACGAGUUGAGAACGUCGGCAUUAUUGGUGGAGAAGAAGCAAUAAAUUGGGGUUUAUCAAGCCCAAUGCUACGUGCUUCCGGAAUACAAUGGGACCUGCGUAAAGUUGAUCAUUAUGAGUGUUACGACGAAUUUGAUUGGGAAGUCAAAUGGCAAAAAGAAGGAGAAACAUUAGCUUGUUAUUUAAUACGAAUCGGUGAAAUGGCCGAAUCUGUAAUUAUACAACAAGCUCUAAAAGGAAUUCCAGGGGGUCCCUAUGAGAAUUUAGAAAUCCGACGCUUUAAUAGAACAAAAUAUCCUGAAUGGAAUGAUAUUGAACAUCGAUUCAUUAGUAAAAAUCCAUCUCCUGCUUUUGAAUUGACGAAACAAGAGCUCUAUGUAAGAGUCGAAGCCCCCAAGGGAGAAUUAGGAAUAUUUUUGAUAGGAGAUCAGAGUGUUUUUCCUUGGAGAUGGAAAAUUCGUCCCCGUUUUAUCAAUUUGCAAAUUCUUCCUCAGUUAGUUAAAAAAAUAAAAUUGGCUGAUAUUAUGACGAUACUAUGUAGCAUAGAUAUCAUUAUGGGAGAAGUUUAUCGUUGA
Spinacia oleracea (spinach) is the source of this 924-nucleotide messenger RNA. RefSeq names its product NAD(P)H-quinone oxidoreductase subunit H, chloroplastic-like. The record is from RefSeq and is a predicted model, not a curated record. Gene Ontology annotation, cellular component: chloroplast thylakoid membrane. NCBI's taxonomy places the organism in Eukaryota, Viridiplantae, Streptophyta, Magnoliopsida, Caryophyllales, Amaranthaceae. Gene Ontology annotation, molecular function: NAD binding; oxidoreductase activity, acting on NAD(P)H; quinone binding.